UCCAACAAAGCCGAAGGUUUAGCUGCGGCUGGGAUGAUGGAAGACAACGAUGAUGAUGAUAUAAAGCUCAAAGAAGAAAUAGAAGCUGAAUUGGAUAAAAUCAGCAUUUCUUCCUUGGAAAAAGAUUAUUUUGAUAGUGAUUCAAAAUCAGAAACCCAGAGUGAUAAUAGUGAUACAGAUUUAGAUGAAUUACCUGACUCAGUUCUUCACUGUAUUAACGUCAUAAAGAAUAAGAGUAAAACUGUUGAAGAGCUCAUUCUUCAGGACGUGGAAGAUACUGAUGUUUUAAGCUAUGACUAUGGAGCAGUUUCUAAUAAUCAUAUGCAUUUAAGGAUAGAAUUACGAACUGAAUGUAAAGAAAAUCCAGAACAAUUAAUGAAGAUGUUAUCUGAAAUAGAAAAAGAAGAAUUUCUGAGAAGUGAAACUCAUUGUGGCAGUCCUGAUUCUGUUCCAGAGCCUGACCCUUGUGAUUUGCCUGUGGAUGAACAUGUUUUGCCAGAUGAUGCUGAUAUAAAUUUCGGAUACUGUGAAGUGGAAGAAAGAUGUAGGCAGUCCUUUGAGGCUUGGCAAGACAAACAGAAAGAACUAGAAGACCAAAAGAAACAAACUCUCAAAGCUCAGAGGGAUAGAGAAGAAAAGCAGUUUCAAGAAGAAGAAGAAAAAAGACAUUACUGGAUGAAACAGUUUGAAGUUGAAAAGAAGAAAUUGGAGAAUAUUCAGAAGCAAGAACAGGACAAGAUGAAUGAUGAACUUCAUAAAGAGGAGAAAAUAUGGAAGGAGAAAUUUAAACAGCAUGAGGAAUUUAUUAGAAACUUGCAUUUACAAAUGGAAGAAGAAAGAACAAAAUUUAAAGAGCUACAGGAAAAAGAAAAAAUGCGUUUGUUAAAACUGCAGCAUGAUGCAGCUGUAAAAAUUCAAGCUAAAUAUAAAGCAUUUGUGGCCUACCAAAAAUAUGGCCCAAUCAUAAAGGAACAAAUAGAAAGUAAGAAAAGGAAAGCUCAAGAGUGGAAGGAAAAGGAAGCAAAAAUACGACAAAUGGAAGAAGAAAAACGAAAAAGAUUAGAGGAGGAACAAAGAAUAGAAGAAGAGAUAAAAAAGCAGAAGCAAGAGGGAAGGAAAAGGAGAGAAAAAGAAUAUGAAGAAAAAAAGAACAUCCUGAGACAAGAAAGAGAGCAACUACUAAAGAAGGAAAAAUUGAGAUUAAGAGAAGCUGCAAGAACACAGCUAAUAAUAAGUAGAGCAUUAAAAAACGGAGAUUAUAAUGCCAAAUAUUUAACUGUCGAAGAUAGAUCAAAGAAUAAGGAUGAUGUAGCCAAAAGACUAGGGGAUGAAAAGUCAAAGAAGUGGGAAGGUGCUCCCCCUUUGCCAGUUGAAGAAUCGAAUAAGAGAGAAAAUGUAGAUAGACAGCUUGUAUUGAAAGAAUCAAUACAAGUGCAAUUAAAAGAAUCUAUAUUAAGCCAAGCAAUUUUGCCAGUAUUUAAAACGGAAGAAAAAAAUGAAAACCUAGCAAAACAAUGCUCAGAAGAAUCAGUCAAAAAAGCAAGGAAUUAUGAAAACAUAGACCAAAAGACUCAAUUGGAAAACUUAGAUCUAAAAGAAAAUGUGAAAGAACAGUUUCAGCUGCAAGAAUUAAACUCUCAAACACAAAAAGAAGUCAUGAAACCUCCCAUAAAUGAGAUUAUGAGGCAAGAAACCCAAAUAAUAAUAUUAGGACAUAGUCAAGAAAUUAAUGAGGUAAACAAUGAAGCACAGAAAAUAAUCGAUGAUAAUCAACAGAAUAAGAUACAACAAGUAGAAAAAGAAGAGAUAUCAGAACAAAAUGGAACAUUAUAUGAAGACAAUAAUAUGAAGAAAAUUUCAGUGAUUUCAAUAAAACAAAAACCACUACCACUAAAAUUAGAAAAUCCUGAAGAUAUAGGGGAAAAUAUAACACUACAAGAAAAAGAAAUUGACUUAAAAUCUAAAGAAACUGAGGAGAACCCAAAAGGCAGUGCUCUGAAUAGUAACUUGGUUUUUAACACCAAUGAUGCUAUGAUAAAUGUAGAAGGCAAAAUAAACAAGCAAAAUUAUAUUUUAGGUAGAGAUGCUCCUUGUGAAGAUUUGGGUGGCAAUACUGCAAACAACUCUUUGGUUUAUAAAGAAGUAAACUCUCUGAAGUCUCAGAUUAAAGAAAUUCCAGAAGAAUGUCAUGAAAAUAGAACUGAAUGUGAAAAUAUAGUGACCUGCUCUGUACCAGAGCCAACACUUAUAUUUUCUAUUGAAGAAAAGAGGCUUGCUUGGAUAAAAUCAUUUAAACCCUGGUUUGAAAUUUUCAAGCAAAAUCAACAGAAGAAAAUUGUUAGGAGAAAGAGACUUGUAAAAUGCCCAGUCAACGUGAUGCCCCCUUUGAGUACACUAGAAAUUCUUCAGUGUGGCCCUUGGAAUACUUUACAGCAGGUUACAACAGUAACAUUUCAAGAUUUGCCAGGUUGUAGUCUCUCCACACUGGCAGAGUGUACAAAUCUUCAGUUUCUGUCUCUUCGGCGCUGUGGAUUAACCUCUUUGCACAGCCUGAGUAACUAAAAGUUAAAGUACAUUGAUGCACAGGAAAACAAUAUUGAGACUAUCAACUGUGAAAAUUUGGAAAAUCUCUGUGUUGUUCUUCUUAAUAAAAAUCAAUUGACUUCUUUCCAUGGUUUGGAUGGCUGCACUAAUAUCCAAAAUCUUGAACUUUCACAUAAUAAAAUCACUCGAAUUGGUCUCUCUUUCUGGAGGGAGGCCUUGUUGGUAAUAAAUGGGUUCUUCCACCCCUGGGGCACCUCCAGUUUUUACUUAUCCAUUAGUUUCUGUAGGAUUUCCUCUGUACGAGUGUCGAUUCAGCCUGGAUUGUGUUGAUCCUGGAUACUUAUUAUCCCACUUAGAAAGAAUUUAGCUUGUGAUUUCUUUAUCUCCCAUUUGCAUUGGAAUUGUGGCUUAGAAUCGUUGAAAAAUCUUCAGCAACUAAUUGUGGACCAUAAUCAGUUAAUUAGUACAAAAGGUCUUUGUGAUACGCCUACCAUUAUAUACCUGGAUUGCUCACAUAAUCAUCUUACCGAAGUUGAGGGCAUUGAAAACUGUGGAUUGCUCCAAAUACUGAAGUUACAGGGAAAUUAUCUAAGUGAGCUUCCAUCCUUGGAGAAUCAUGUUCUUCUAAGAGAAUUGCACUUGGAUGAUAACAGCAUUUCAAGUGUGGAAACAUUUUCUUCAUAUUGGCUGCCUUUACUACAAAUCCUGAGUAUCUCUCAAAACAGCUUGACAAAAAUCAUACCACUUUUUCAUUUUGUUUCUUUGGAAAAACUAGAUGUCAGCAACAAUUGUCUUUCUGAUCUUACAAGUGCCCUAAGGUGGUUUGCUGCAUGCUUUUCUCUCCGUGAAUUGUCUCUCACUGGAAACCCACUUCUUCAAGAAAUAAACUGGAGGGAUUCUCUACUUAAAAUAUUACCUGCUGUAAGAAUCCUCAAUGGUGAAAUGCUAACCUCUUAUUCAGAAAGUCACACUGAAGAGCACUAUGAAGUAGAAUUAGAGCGUUUCCUGGUACUUUGUCAGUCCCAGAUUAGAGAAUUUAACUUACUAACAGAAAAAUAUAUUGGAGAAAGAAAUAUAUUCACGUUGGAUGCUGCAGAAAAUCUCUGCCAUUAUUUCAAGAAAUUGAUGACACUUAGCAAUGAAUGUCGAUAUGCACAUGAACAUGGGGAUGUUAGUAUCACCAAGAGAGAUGAAUCAGAAGCCCAGCAAAAUCAUUUGCCUCCUUCAAACAGUGACAGCAUACUGCAAAAUAGAGUCCUUUACUCUUAUGCAAAUGAACAUAAACUGGACUCACCAGGUAUUUCUGAGAAAUGGAUGGACUCUGGCUCUAGUCAUUCCUCACUAACCAACCCCUCCUUAUGUGAAGAUACUAAAGGAAGAAAUCAGGAAAAAAUAGUAGGCCAGAAAAGAGAAGACAGCAAGGCAAGCAAUUUCCCCACCAAAAGAAUACCAUUCAUGGAAACAGUAAUGACAAGGUCUCUAUUGAAGAACUGCCAGAAUACUGAACAUCAUGAAAAAAUUAUGGCAGCUAUGGUAAUUCAGGCAUGCUGGCGUGGUUACACUGUGCGCAGACAGAUUCAUUUCUCUAUAAAGCUACAUCCUGCUGCAAUAGGACCCCUGACAUCCCAGUCAAAUUCCUGCAUUGAAAACCAAAUUACUUUAAAGAAAGAAGAAAUAAAAAAUACUGUGAACAUCCAAGAACAGAGGGAGAAGGCUGCUAUUCUUAUUCAGGCAGUUUGGAAGGGCUUUCUUUUGCGAAAGAAACUGACAACAGCUCUAGAGGCUAUUAAGAAUGAAGAAUCUGAAGAAGAAUAUGAAGAAAUAGAUUUAGAAGAUUUUACAUUUGAUGAAGCUGCCUUAGAGAAGGAAUGGCUUGCUUUAGAUUCCGCCCGCUUCCCUUCACAAACACUGCUUCUUCCAAACCAGCUGCACUGGCCAAAGUUCUCUGGAACCUUAAAAUCUGAUGAUACUUCACUUAAUUUACCAAGUCAUCCAGCUCAAGCAUGGAUGUAUAAUGAGAAAGAAAAUUUGUUUUCAUCGGAACACACACACUUUAAUAGCAGAUCAGAAAAUAGAACUUUAUCCAGGACACCUGAAUCAAAGACCAGCAGAAAGAGUUUGCUAAAAUCUGAAAAAGAAGAAAAAAUUUCAGAAGAAUGGGGCUUUAAGGAUAUUUCUACUGCUCAGCAAAUGCUGAAGAGAGCACAGAAAAUGAAAUCAAAGAAAUUAAGGAAAAAAUUAGAUCCCACUGUGCGCCUAGCAUUAUUCAAAAACAAUGAAAAUAAAGUAUCUGAUACAAAGUCACCAAAGAAAGCACAGCCACAAAGAGAUGGCUACUUUGAAGGUAAGGAAGAAGAAUUUAUGUAUAAGGAUACCACUGCAAAUGAAAAAUUAGAAAGGAAUAAAGAAUAUACAUACCAAUGGCUUCAUACACAGGUUGGGCUUCAUGAAACUAGUUCCAGAAACAUGAAAUGCAAUCACUUCUUGCCUGAGUUAGAUCCAGAUGUACUUAAUGGUGGAAGAGUUCAGCUUGUGGCAAGGCUUGUAAGCAGAGAAGACACGGAUUUAGACCUUUUUUCCAUGACCAGUGGAAGUGCUUUGUCUGUGAAGAGAGAAAAAAAAAAUCAGGCACACAGACACUCAGCAGGAUCUUCAAGUAAGUUGUGGUUUCCUUCAGAAUUAAUUUAG
This is a messenger RNA of Balaenoptera musculus (blue whale), 5232 nucleotides long. RefSeq names its product leucine rich repeats and IQ motif containing 1 (gene LRRIQ1). The record is from RefSeq and is a predicted model, not a curated record. NCBI's taxonomy places the organism in Eukaryota, Metazoa, Chordata, Mammalia, Artiodactyla, Balaenopteridae. Gene Ontology annotation, molecular function: protein binding.